Messenger RNA from Rhipicephalus sanguineus (brown dog tick), 7803 nucleotides. RefSeq names its product junctophilin-1. The record is from RefSeq and is a predicted model, not a curated record. Gene Ontology annotation, cellular component: junctional membrane complex; plasma membrane; endoplasmic reticulum membrane. NCBI's taxonomy places the organism in Eukaryota, Metazoa, Arthropoda, Arachnida, Ixodida, Ixodidae. The transcript is spliced from 7 exons. Bases 190 to 2511 code for a protein of 773 amino acids.
UUCCGAGAGAGGCGCUGGCGCCUCGCGCGGCGGAGCGGGGAUCGGCGCGCGUCUCGCAGGGGGGGGCGGCCGCGAAGACUGCGAAGCCGCCCGAUCUGUCCUUCGAACGACCCCGAACCAGUGGGAGCACGACGGCGACCGGGGAGAUGUCGCCGGUGGCGACGGCCGUGCCCUGCUAGAGCGAGGAGGAUGAGCGGCGGCCGCUUCGACUUCGACGAUGGCGGCACCUACUGCGGCGGCUGGGAGGACGGCAAGGCGCACGGCCACGGCGUCUGCACGGGCCCCAAGGGCCAGGGCGAGUACUGCGGCUCGUGGCACUACGGCUUCGAGGUGUCCGGCGUCUACACGUGGCCCUCAGGCAGUGGCUACGAGGGUCAGUGGCAAAACGGGAAGCGCCACGGCUUGGGCGUCGAAACGCGCGGCCGCUGGCGCUACCGCGGCGAGUGGACGCAGGGCUUCAAGGGCCGCUACGGCGUGCGCCAGUCGCUCAUCUCCGGCGCCAAGUACGAGGGCACCUGGGCCAACGGCCUCCAGGACGGCUACGGCUCCGAGACGUACGCCGACGGAGGCACCUACCAGGGCCAGUGGCUGCGCGGCACGCGGCAUGGCUACGGCGUCCGGUCGAGCGCCCCCUUCGGACUGGCGGCGCACAACCGGAAUCCGGGCUCCGGUGGCAAAGUCGAGGUUCGCACCUCGCAGACGUCGCUGGACAGCAGCAGCCACCCCGUGGACCCGGCCUCCGAGAGGGACCGCAAGAUCGACGACUGCCGCGGCGGCUUCGUGCUCAAGGCGCGAAGCGACGAGCCUCCGCAGCGUCGUCGCUCGCUGGUCGAGAAGUCGUCCAACUUCAAAAAGUCCAUCCUCCAGGGCCUCCGAAUCAAGAAGCAGCACAGCACAGGCGACAUCGAUAAGCGGGGUGUGAGCUCGGGCUCGUCGCUGCGUUCGUCGGGCUCGAAUAUGAGCUCGGCCAGCUCUGAGUCUGCCCAGUCUGGGCUCACAGAAGCGCACACCGAUUCAAACGCCUCCUUCGUGUCACAAGAGGACAUGACAGACCAGAACGUCAUGGAGACGUACAUGGGCGAGUGGAAGAACGACCGACGCUCGGGCUACGGCAUCGCCGAGCGCUCGGAUGGCCUCAAGUACGAGGGCGAGUGGUACAACAACAAGAAGUACGGCUACGGCGUCACCACCUUCAAGGAUGGCGCCCGGGAAGAGGGCAAGUACAAGAACAACCUGCUGGUCACGUCGGGCAAGAAGAAGCACCUAUUCUUGCUGCGCUCGGCCAAGUUCCGCGAGCGAGUCGAGGCCGCCGUCGCAGCCGCCCUGCGGGCCUCGCAGAUCGCGCUGCAGAAAGCCGACAUCGCCAUCUCCAGGACGGCAACGGCAAGGGGCAAGGCUGAGCAGGCAGAUGUUGCAGCCCUGCAUGCCAAGGACGAUGCAGAGGUGGCACGCAGUGUUUCGAAGCAGUUCGCUCCGGAGCUUUACACACCAGUGGACCUGCUGAAGAAGUUAGCAGAGGUUCCAGAUUUGGCCAAGCUCCGCGUAGGUGCCGGCGGCGCGACGCCGCAGCGCAGGCGCUCGUUGUUCCAGCCGACACGUGCCCAGGAACUGACGGCGCCGCAGCUGGACGCGGCUCAGCAGCAACUCCUCAACGCCCUCACCAAGGCUCACCAGCAGCAGAGUAACAAACCGGCCGGGUCGCGCCAGGGCACUCCGCCCGUGGCCAACGCCAAGCCGGCGCCGCCGCUGCAGCCGCCGCCACAGGCGCCCGUGCAGCACGCGCAGCCCGUGUCGCUGCCGCAGCAGUUGCCACAGCGCGUCGAAGACACCAUGCCUCAGGUGCCCGGCGCGCCGGAGCCACCGCCGCGCACGCCGCACGGCUCGCUGCACGGCCGGCAGACACAACGCGACGGCUACUCUUUCCAGCAGGCGAUGAACGACCACUUCGAACAGUACCGGCGCGAGCGGCCGCCAUCGCGCACGCCGCCGCACCACAAAGCUGACCAGCAGCUGCCGCCGCUGACGGCCAUCUACGGCGGCGCCGACUGUACGCCGGACUCUGGCGUCUCCGAGUCCAUGGACGGCGACUCGUCGCCGACGCGAGUGCCAGGUGGAGGCGGCGGCGGCCGGCGCUCGACGUUGCCCAACAUGCCACCAGACGAGGGCAGUCACCACCGGGCGGCUAGCCUGUACGUGGCGGCGCCUCGGCGUCGGCUGGCCGCGCCGGCACCCGCCGAGGCGCUAACGCGCAAGAAGAGUCUUCCCAACAUCGCCGACGCCGCGGCUGCCGCGCCGCCCUUCAUGUCGCGCGAGGAGGUGUCCGUCCUCAGCUCCCAGCGCAGGGACGAGCUGCGCAGGAUGCAGGAGCAGGCGCACAGGCUGCGCACCAACCCGCUGCUAUACCUCUUCAAUUCCGACGUCAAGGAUUGGUUCUCGAGGCAGCAGCUGGUGAUGCUCGUGCUGUUCAUAAACAUCAGCCUGGCCAUCAUGUUUUUCAAGCUGCUGACGUAGCCGUUCCCUUUGGGAGCAGCUGGACUCGGACCCCGUGUGUGUCUCCGGCGUGCCGGUCGCGUGGCCCGUGUGCCGGCGGCGCCCGUCAGUCCCCCUGCCCCGGACUCCUGCUCCGUGACCUGCACCGGGUGCAUGGACUUCGCCUUGUUAGCCACGGCACGGGCCUGCGGCGGCCGGCGGUGGUUGUUCAUGUUGCUGGCUGGUUGACGACGACCGACAACAACACAUAAUCUUUCCCUCUCUGCAACGUACCUCACUGUCAUGCACUUGUCAGCUUUCUGCUCAAUUCUCUCGCGUUCCACCAGCGGCGUGCACGGCAGCGAGAGCGCCGGUUUGUGUACGCGCAGCCUCGAGCGAAGUACAGUACACCCACCGGUUGUGCCACACCAAUUUCCCGCGCAAUCCGAGCGGGCUCGCCCGUACGGCCGGCGCCGCAGAAUUCAAAUCGUCGAGUCGCUUUUUGAGGGCGAGGAGAUACAAGGCGCCCGAAAAGAGAGAGAGAGAGAGAAAAACGUUUCCCGACUCCUUCGGCCGAGCCGUCAGGUUGUAUAGAAGCGCAUAAAGCAGCUUGUUGCCACGUUCUUUCCAGAUUCGCCUCGUAGCUCCAUGCACGGUGCUUGCCCUCGUUCGCUUUGUCUCAGGUGGCCGCGAUUUGCAGCUCACGGUAUCGUGCCCCGGAUACACGCCCUGUAACGCCGGAGCAGAUUACAAUUCCCACCAGACGCUGCAUAACAAGUGUCUGCUACAUCCUGUUCUCGUCUAAGCACUGUCACUUCUCGAUUUCUCGCUUAAGCGGUGUGGUUGGCGAAGGAGCGUGCAGCAGGCGAGUCUCAACUGUGAAACCAAAAUACAACUCCAGGCCCAGGAUGGCGUGAACCCCCUGCCAGCUCUCGCCUGUCCUUUCUUCCCAUAACGUGCUAUUUCGCUCUUCUUCCUUUUAAUGCAUGGUGUACGAAUACCUAAUGCACAAUCGCACCAUCAUCUGUAACCUGCAGCAGGCACCAGUCUCAUGUUUUUACAGCAGAUAAGCAAGCAGACGCCAUGUCAUGCUCUCUCUUUUUUUUUUUAUUUCAGUAAUUCGCCAAGCCCUUGACUAAGCGUAUUGUCGGUGAAUAUUGCAUUUGGUGUUUCAUACUACUAGCCCGCACCGCGCCAGCGGCGAGGCAUACGUUUCAUCGCCAUGUCUCAGAGCCCUACUACAAAACUUGACGUGAAUCAUGCAUUUUUUCUUCGUACAUACACACACCUGCCUGCGCGAAGAAACCGGCUAGUGGCUUCUGUUCGUGCUGUGCACUAUAUUUAUCUUAGAGUACAUCUUUCAAGGUGAUCACGUGUCAAGCGAGUGAAUGAGAAGCGUACCUUUAGAAGGUCACGAGCAUACGAACACGAGGUGAUGUUUUGCCCCGGGUGAUACGCAUUUUUAAAACGUGCAAACACAAGUGCACGCAAAACGUAGACCUAGCAUUGAUAUAUAUAUAUAAUAUAUAUAUACAUAUAUAUAAAACAACAAUCUGUGGUUGUUCUUAGUUGUGCUGUGUGCCCUUUCUACGGGCCUCCUCUUACAUCUGUUUCUUUUCCUGUUUCUUUCAGGUUAGACUUUUGCAUGUUAUAGCUCAAGUAAAGCGCAUUCACAGAGUUUGUGAUGGUUUCAGACCGGCACACUAGUGCCCUACUCCAGUGUUAGCCGUAGCGCAUCGCUAGGAUGCACAGCAUGGUGGGCCGUGUUUCGCACAACCGAACAACUUUGGUUCGGAAGCACACCUGUCUACGCGCUUCCAAUUAGGUGCUCGUUUUCUCUAUAGUAGCACGCUCAUGAGUCGCUUUCUUGCGGUGCGGCGUUGUACGGUGAAAGGCUGCCGUUUGUUCUUGUCUGUUGCCACGUUUCACUUGGAUGAAGAAGCAGGGCGUUGUUUGUUGCGAACGCGUUGUUGUCGUUUCAUGUCGGCUGGAUCUUGGCUGAGAUUAGGCCGCUGGGAUUGGCGAGGUUGAAGGGACAGCAGCAGCUUGACAGUUGCACCUCUCCGGCAUGUUCACGAUCUCUAGGAGCUAGAAGUUUUUGUUACGUGUAUCGGCACGCACGGCAUUGGUGUUAAGAGAGGCAGCUAUAUACUACAGUUGAAGAGCAGUGCAUACAAUCCCGAUGCGUGAGUUUCCCCGCCGUAAGGGGACGCGAUCAUCUAGGGCGCCGGGCUCUUCUCUUUGGGAUGUGCCAGUGCCGUGUGGCAACAUAUCCGUUAGCGCGGCCGACAUGUUCGAGUCGCUUGUUGAAAAGCAAUCAGGAAGGCGGGACGUAGUAGGGGCACUUCACACGCUUGAAGAGCCUGUCACAAGCCAUCGUUCGCAUGCCGCGGCCAGCCAGAAAUGGAUCUGUUCAAAAGGUGUAUUUUGGUGCCCUCUGGUUGCUGUCAUAUUUUUCUUUUUCGAAAUCCUAUUUUUCUUCGGCCUGCGCUGUUGCCGGCCUUUCAUACGCGCACACCGAUAAAGCACGAUGUUCGCCAGUCUUCUAUCCGGGAACCUCGACAACGCUACAGUGCUACGUGGUGGCGCUGUGCAAAGCAGCUUUCAUGACAGCAUGUACUGCAGCACCAUUAGUGCCUCGAUUUCUAGUUGUAGCGAUACUGUAGCGUUAGUUCGACUUCGGAUUGACCUAUUUUUGCGCCCAUACUUCAGUCGUGUCUAAUUCUUCUUUCCGACAUAAACGCGAUUAUACUCGAAUCUUUAUAGAUAUUUUAGAAACUUCGUUUUCGAUGUUUGGGAUCGACGAUCAAUGCUACAACACUGUUUAUAACCUCUAUCUCUUGCCACUUACUUUGGGAAUCAAUAUUGUCCACUGCCGUGGAUUGACAGAACACAUGUCACGGUUUGUUUGUGAAUCUCGCUUUGUUUACUCUCUCUACUGGUUGUCAAAAUUUCACUUCUCUUAUUAAACCAUUUUCUUCUGUUCUCACCGCAUACGCGUGGUGCACUUUACACCCUGCCGGAAGUUGUGUGUUGUGAAAAAGUUACGGAGUAUACCAUAGAGAUUUGUUGUGUAGCGAAGGAAAACGCGGUUUCAUCUUGCCGCGUAGAUUCUCAGUAGGCACAGAGGGAACUUUGUCUAGUCGCGCUUUGAUUUCUUGUGGAUCACUCCGUUCAAUAGCACAGGAACUUGUGCUUGUCGUCUAGUCAUUCGGCGUUGCGGCCGCACCUUAGUCGCUGCAGAUGGUCAACGCUGCUUGUGCACGCAAAAAAGCUACUGGGCAAACUGAAGUCACACGAGAUUCUUGAGAUAUCAAAAUAGUGCCACGAAGUCUUUCCGAGGCGUAUGGGACACUGAGUUUUCGGAGACCAAGUUGCAAUAUAAGUGAACAUUCGCAAUCGCCUUCAGGAUUUGGUUGUAACAUAACUAGGCUCACUCGCGUACAAUACCUAUCACGAUUACAAUACUAUCACGAUUAUACCUGGCAGUUAUUGGGACAGCUACUUUGUCAGUGAUAUUUCACGUGCAACGCUGAAGUACCAAUACCAAUGUCGAAUAUUUCAAGUAAUUUAUUGUGUACUGCGCUGAUUCAUUACUGAUAAAACCACUCACGGAUGCACGAGGAAUUUUUUUGCUUCAACUCCAAAUGCCAUGUUUUCCAAGGCAAUACUUGUUGGCAUUGGAUACUAACCUACAUAAGGGACCGUGCAAAUCACAGAAAUCAAUAAAUAAAAUUUACGUGGCAGACGAAGGUGUAAGGAGCUGCCUCGGGAACGACACUGUUCCGUUUACAAAUCACUUAAGGUGUAAAAUUAAUGCCACAGAAAUCUUUAAUAUAAACGGUAUCAUAUACGAAACGCUCACGUGAGUUGUUGGCAGAAAUGUAUAUGUUCGCAGCUCAGAGAAUUUGCCAUCCGGGUGGCUCCGAGCGUUAAAUUUUUGCGUGCCCACCGCAAAACAAAACAGCCAUUCUUGUUGCCCAAACACUUUUUGUUUACUCUUAUUCCUCAAGAUAUUGUUAUGUUAGGACGACACGUAAGCAUUUUAUAAUGUUUCGACCAUGUCGUUUGUUAUUUACACAAAACUGCCUUCUUCUUUUGUUCUUUUUUUUUUCUUUUUUGCCUUAAUCGAAAGUAUUUGUACGGUUGUUGACGGGAGUUCGACACCGGAAUGUGUACGCCACAGUUUAAUUAGCCAGAGAGAAAUAUGUGGUAUGACACUUUUUGCAGCAUUGCUGGCUGGCUUGCCCAACCGUCUCCUAUAUGGGCUCUUGUGCCGUACGUUUUCCCGCCGUCGUCGAAGAUAUUUUACGCGCAUGUAUUUUUGUGCAGGCGAUUGCAUCCCCACCACUCGCUCUAUUAGGGUACAGUGAAUGGAGUGACGCAAUGGAAAAGCGUUUUUUGCCUGGCACCACUCCGUGCAGCUGUCUAUUCCCGUCGCACGUUUUUUCUUCCUGCGCCCGAUUCCCUUUGCACUGUAAAUGGCAUGAAUUCCGCCGACCAUCCGCAAAGCAGUUUAGCUACGUGUAAGACUGUCCUGUUACCCGGAGAGGUUUUACCUGGUGGCCAAUAUCGCUUAGCUUCCUACACCAGCUGCAUCGCUGGCUACGCGAGUUACAGAGCUCAGAUAACUGCUACAUGUUGGACGGCCUAAUUCCGUGCACACGCACAAGCAUUUCCUCUUCUUUUUUUCUUCUUCUUCCUCGUGCUCCUUUUUGGGCGGUGACGGGAGGUUUCCUAUGAUGUGGCUCCACCGCGCUGUGGUCGUAACAACACGAUGCGUCUCACUUCUUCUACGUUGGCAGCGGCCCCUUUUUGCGUGAGUGAUCAUAAGCCCGUUGUUCCAGGCUGUACGGACCCGACCCCUGUGACGCAUAGAGUUCACUGAGUGUGGUAAGUGAAUGCAAAGGAGCUUCCGUUCGAUCGCAGCACCUUUUGCGGGAACGUGAGUUCGUGUCUGGGAUAACGGGAUUGUGACAGUUGUGUUGUCUUCUGUAUUCCCCAAACUUUACUAUGCUCUUUUUGAAGGCCGAGCACGACAAGAAAAAAAAAAUAAUUAAAAGAGAGCUCUCGUUUUGAACUGCACAAACUAUUUGAAUUUCCUAGUCUUUCGUAUUUCCUUGGUCUUUUUUUUUAAAGUCAGCUAUUUAUCAAAGUUGAACGGAACUUCUUCCCUUUACUUACGAUGUUGUGUUCUGAUAUUUUGUGAGCAGCGGUUGUGCCUAUGCCUCUUGCAGUUAUUCUUUGUUGCCGUUCGUGACCACCCGUUCUUUGCCUUCAAGACACAGCGAUGUGACGUGAACACAUUCUGAAAUAAAAUCUUUUAUAGUGACA